This is a messenger RNA of Penicillium salamii, 1206 nucleotides long. Lineage: Eukaryota; Fungi; Ascomycota; Eurotiomycetes; Eurotiales; Aspergillaceae. The record is from the annotation of a GenBank genome assembly.
AUGUGCCUAAAAUCAUUUACACUUUUCGCGCUCUUCGCGGGAGCCCUGGCGCUGCCUGAAUCGACGAAAUCCCUUGGUGCCCGCGCUGCUACUUGCACGCCAAAAGCAGGGGGCUCUUCGUCUACAGACGAUGUGCCAGCUAUCACGUCUGCAAUUUCAUCAUGCGGAAAAGGGGGGACUAUUGUCAUCCCUGUUGGGACAACCUAUUAUUUGAACAGCGUACUCGACUUCGCAGAUUGCGCUGGGUGUGACUUCCAAGUCGAGGGACUGCUGAAAUUCAGUUCGUCGACGGAUUACUGGAAAGGCCGCACGGCGAUGAUCAAUGUCAAGAACAUCGAUGGUAUCAAAAUCCGAUCGGUGACGGGCAAGGGAGUCAUUGACGGCAAUGGACAGAAUGCAUGGGAUCUGUUUGCCAAAGACACCAGCUAUGCCCGCCCAACACUCCUCUAUAUCACCGGAGGUUCGGAUAUUGAAAUCUCGAACUUGCGCCAAAAGAACCCACCCAACGUCUUCAACUCCGUCAAGGGAGACAGCAAGAGAGUUUCUUUUAGCAAUCUCAAGAUGGACGCCACGUCGAAAAGUGACAAUGAACCUAAGAACACAGAUGGCUUUGAUAUCGGCGCCAGCACAGACGUCACUAUCAAGAACGUGAACGUGAGCAACGAUGACGACUGCGUGGCGUUCAAACCAGGAUCUGACGGGGUCACUGUCACGGACAUUACCUGCAUCGGCAGCCACGGAUUGUCUGUUGGAUCAUUGGGUAAAAGCUCUGAUGAUUUCGUGAAGAACGUGUAUGUAUCUGGGGCAACAAUGAUCAAUUCGACCAAGGCUGCCGGAAUCAAGACCUACCCAUCUGGUGGAAAGCAUGGUGUUUCAACCGUGAGCAAUGUCACAUUCACAGAUAUCUCGGUUGAUGGGUGUGACUAUGCGAUUCAGAUCCAGAGCUGUUAUGGAGAGGAUAGCGAGUACUGCGCCAAGAACCCUGGAAAUUCGGAUUUGACAGGUAUCGUCUUUGAUAAGUUCAGCGGAAAGACCAGUGGGAAGUAUGAUGCUGUUACGGGAAAUCUGAACUGUGGAUCUGAGGGGACAUGCGAUGUCCAUGUGAGUUCCUAUACCGUUAAACCCCCCUCUGGGCUGGCUAAGGUGUUGUGUGCCAAUACUCCUUCAAAUUUGGGAACGACCUGCACAUCAGGUGCUUCUGGGUGA